GACAGCGAAGAUAAUAAAGCCGGGGAGAAGUAGAAGGCCGAGCGGAGCCGGGGAGAGCUGGACGAGCGGGUGCGCGGCUGAGGGCGUGAGCGGGCCCGGCAGGGCGGCCGUGCCCGGCGGGGCGAUGCUACCCGGGCGGCAGCGGCGGCUCUGAGCGGGCGUCGCCAUGGGCUGCGGGGGCAGCCGGGCCGACGCUAUCGAGCCCCGCUACUACGAGAGCUGGACGCGGGAGACCGAGUCCACCUGGCUGACCAACACGGACUCCGAGAGCCCGCAGGAGGGCGGCAGCGCCGAGGGCCCCGGCCGGGAGCAGGGCGGGCCGCGCCCCGGUCUUCUGGAGGAUGGGAAGUUGGCUCACCCAGGUGUAUCUACAGCAUCAGCCACAGCUGGAAUGCUGAACGCUGAGAAGAGGAACAACUGUGGCUCUCAGUGUGCAAACCCCGUAGCCCACAGCAUGGGAACUACAACACAGAGACAGAAUGGCUUCAGGACCACAGAGGGUAGAUUUACGCUGCUCCAGGAUCCUCGUCCCAGACCAUCUGCGCUGCACACGUGGCACAAGUGCAUGUUCACCCCUGUAACACACAGGACCAAAACAACCAGUUCCCUCUGCAAUAAAACUGUGCUGGUCCAGGACCUCUUCAGUUGCAUAUUUAUGAUCUUUUCUUAUUAGCUCAGGAUAUCCUCAGUUAUGCCUGCUAAGUUCUUUGGACUGUUUCUCUUCAAAUUCAUGUGGGGUUUAUCCCACAUAUUUGAACUGUCAGUGACACUGAGAUAUAUUUCUGUGCUCUCAAGAACCUGUUGGAGAUUUGCUUGAGCAAGGCCAGGUGACCACUUCUUUGACACGUGUAGUAUAAUAAAAUAGAUCUUGACAGUGCUCUCAGACUGCCUGUUGUACUCUUAGAAAAGUAACAGCACCUUCCACCUCUGCUUGGUAUUUGAGAUGUCUUCGAGAUCAAAAGAAAUAAUGAUUUCUGUCUUCAUUUCUUUCUGUCUGACAAGUUUAAGCUUUUCUUAGUUACACCAGUGCAAUUUUGAAUAAAGUUUUUGUACUCUAUAAUUUUCUUCCAUAUAUCUAAAAUAGUUUAAAACUCUGUGGGGAUAGGUCUACCAGACAUCUCCAUCCAUUAACUGACCAUUUUGGUUGCAUUUAGCAAAGGUAAGUUUUGAUUCAAGAGACACUGAUUUUCACUACUACUAAGGGCAUUGCAUACCACAUUAUCUACUUUGUUAGCACAAAAACUUCAGAGUAUGGCUUGCUCAUUCUAUACACUUUAUAUUGACAUUGUGAUAUAAAUUGACUUAACUGUGGGCUCAAAUUAGUGGGUUUGUAGUUUUUCCUACAGUUUUGCUUACAUAAUUUUAUACAACAUAAAAAUAACUUCUCUAUAAAUUUAGACAAUAUUUAAUAAACUUUUUUAAUACCAAAAAAAUUAUUUUUCUGUGUUCUUUAGUGAGACUGGCUUUAUUCAUUCAACAUGUAUUAUGCUGCUAUUGUUCUCCUACAAUAGUACACAAUCUAGAAGAAAUCAUGUUACUUUACCACAAUGAAAGUAUGAAAGUAGAAAUCUCUACUUAUGCAGGUUUGAUUUUCUUCCCUUUUUAUUGCUUUCAAAUUCAGAAACAGAUUAAAACCAGUACUUCAAGUGACACAGCUAGAGCUCCUGAAUAUAAAGCAACUUUAGAUUCUUCCAAAUUGGUAGAAAUUUGAGAACUCCUUCCUAGUAUUCAACAGUUUCACUCACACAGUUCUUGUAGAGCUCAAAUGAAAGCUUUGCUAAAUUAUUCACUUUACUCCCAGGAGUGCAGAAACCUUGUAUUUGCUAGAAGCUGAGGAAAAAACACAAUGCAAUUGGCAGAGAUGCAGAAACAUGUAUAUCAUGCCAGAAAAGGCACAGGGAGGAGACUGGAACAAGGGAAAUAUAAAAAUUAUGAAAUUAUGGGAUGUCAAUCCAUUGGAUAAAAUCGUUGUUUUAGUUAUGUUUGUGUAAAUCAAUGAAUACAUUAAAAUUUUUGAUGUGAUAACAUGUUAUUAGCGUCUAUUAAAAUUGUUAGUAUCUGUUUUUAGAAUAAAUUACUCCACAACACUUGUCUAAACAGUUUCACCUGAGUUAUUCUAAGAAAGUUGAAUUAAUUUGGUGCAAAAUAUAAUGAGGCAUGUGUUCAUAUAAUGCAAGUGCAAGGAGGAGAAUAGAAAAAAAAUUGCUGUCUUUGUCUGUUAUUUAAUUUCAGUCCCUUUGUUCCAGAGCAAAUAACUGCUUGAGUGGUGAAGAAUGAAGUUUCUAUGUACUUAUGCUAGCUGUUGUGACAUCUGAUGCACAAAGAAGAGACAGGACAAUUGAAUUUAUGAAGGAUUUAUGAAUCCAGGGCCAGACUGACAAAUUCUAGUAACAUUAUUCCAAUUGCAUUUCCAUCAGAAAUUGAAUUGGGUGAGUUAAACUGAUUUUUUACUUGUCUAUCAAUUUUGCUCUACUGACAUUUUGAAAGGGUCCCAGGAGGCGUGUUACAAUACAUUUGGUGUAGAAUUUCUUUCUCUUUCUGACUCCUGUAAACAGGGUUGCCAUCUCUGGAUGUCUGUGCUCCUCUUUACAUGGAUUGGUUGGCCUAUUCCCUUAAGUGUUUCAGUAUCCUUAGGUCUGGAGGGGCUCCCAGCCAUGAUCAGCCUCUCCAUCUUGCUGCCCAGCAGACCUAUGGCCUCUGCUACUAUGCUGGGAUUGUUUUGUCUAUCUUUACUUUUCACUGUUAAAAUACUGGUUCUACAGAAUGAUACAACUCUGAAAUUAGACCAGACAUAGAACAUGGUUCCAAACUUACAACUAAACGCAACCAUGAAAAACAAUGUUCCAGAAGAAUGUGUACUUCCAACAUAUAAUGACCCAAACUGAACCUUUUGGAUGGCUCUUAAGCUGCCUCAAAGUUUGAGUAAAGGACAAUCACUGCAUGAGGUGACAGCUGGUGGCACAGGAUGACUCACUGUGGUCUUUUGUGCCGAUAUGGCCCAGCACAUGUAGAAAUGCAACUUAUUGCAGUGCAGGACUAAAAUUAAAGCCCUGAGUCAGACUUAGAAAACAGUUCAAUACAACAGUGAGCAGUUGUCCAUUGCUAACUCAUUGUCCCCUGCUACUGAGAGGCUCUGAAAGGUUUCUGCUGGAGGACAAGAGCAUCAUAUCACACACAAGAGUGUCUCCAUGGAAGGAGACAUGGACAUCUCUAUCAUUCAUGGCAGUUUGGGUCCUCUGAGGAAAAAAAAAAUGAUGAUGAUUAGGCUGCAGUUGGCAAGGAAGGCCUGAGAAGUUUCCCAUGAACCCUAAGUGUAUGUUUGUCUCAGAAGGUCUCUAGGUCCCAGGAGUUAAUGGCUUAAGUGCCUCUCACUUUCUCUUUGUAAUAGGGAAUGCUUUAUGCAUAUUUCUCUGCCAUAUUUCCUGAACAAGACCGCAGGCCUUUAUGACUCAGUGCUCUGAGAAGGGUGGGUUUGGGUGCCUAUCUAUGUCAUAGAGAGGCAUAAAUCCCAUCUGGUAUUUCAGGCUUCCCUUUGCUUUUUGCUUAUAUGCCACAUUUUUGCUUUGCUUUGCCAUUUUGGAUGCUUUGUGAGAUCUUUAGCAAUUGCCCACAGCUGAGCUUUGUAAUUUCUAUCCCCAUCCAGCAAGUAAACUCUCACCCAGUGUCCUGUACACUCUUCUCAAAGAAACAAAGAUCCUCCUGACUUCCCUCUUCUGCUUCUCAUCCCUAUGCAGAGAAUCCUGCCCCUCUGUCCCUCCCCCACUGGCCCCUGGCCUUCCUUCUCUAUCUGAAGCUUUAAUUUCUGACUUUUGCCCUCCUCUUUCAUCUUCAAGUUGACAUAUAAUGCUCAGUUAUAUGUCAGAACGUCCAAGAAGGGAAAUGAAGUCACAAACCUCAAAUCAGUACACUUUGUACAAAAAUCAUGUAAAAAUACAUGAGAGUAGUGGUUAGCCCCUUGUCUGCCUCCUUGUGUCUCAAAUUGUCUGCUGUCAUAGUUGAUGAUAUCUGUGAAUUAUUGAAACUCUGGUAUGCCAGGUGGGAAGAAAAAUUUGAAUGUUAACUAGAUAUAGUAAAAAAAGCAUUUUUAUUGUUAGACUCAAUCCCUUGCUAAUUAAGCAAUUUUUUUCUGUUUAUGACCUACCGAGAUUUCUGCUGACACAUAUUAAAAUCUUUCCUAUCUCAUUCAUUAUUGGCUUUGUCUAUUUUGAUUUUUUUUUGCCUGACAAUAUUCCAUGUUCCCCUUACCCCAGCCCUGUGGGUGUUCAAGACCAGGUUGGAUGGGGCUCUAGGUAACCUGGUCUCUUUGAAGAUAUCCCUGCCCAUGGCAGGGAAAUUGAAACCAGAUGAUCUUUAAGAUCCACUUACAGCCCAAACCAUUCUAUAAAUCCAUGAUUUUCUGCUAUAAUUUGCAUUUGAGAUGCUUUCAUGCUCAUACAGUUGUCUCCAUAAUCUGACUACAAAUGGCUGGAUGGAAAGGCUUCGUUUCCAGACACUGGCUAGUUAUAUGAUGUUGAUCUUAAACAUCAAGGAUGAAAAAAAAUGUGGAAGGAGACUAAGAAAAUGAGGUUUAUAUAAUUUGGAAGUCUUAAAAGUGGUCAGCACUAUCUUCCAGGACAUGGCAUAACUGGUUCCAGAACCGUAUUUUGCAAAUCCUGAUUUAAAAUAGUAAUGCUGACACAAGUCCUGGAGUGUAGCAGGUUUUAUUAACCUGAAAAAUGAGUUAUGUGGUUAUACUUACUGUAAGAUCUAAAGUGUGACUCAUUUAUGUAUUGUGCAUUGAUCUCAGUCAAAACUGUAUGUCUCAGCUGAAAACAUACUUAGUAUUCUGCAUGAUGCUUCCAUUUAUAAUAGCUCAGGAGCACCUGCAAACAGGCUUAGGAGAAGCAUUAUUUCUGAGCAUUAAAGCCAUUAUUAAAGUAAGUUUUUGUUAUCAUAAACAGUGACCAAAAAAAAAAGACAGAAAAUGAUUUGCUGUUCUGUUUGUACAGAUAAUGGAUACAGUGACCAUGACAUUUUCUAAUUAAUUUUUUACACAUUAACAAUAACUUUAUUCCACAGGAUUUUAAAAAAAUGCUAUUAAAGAAAUUGGGAAGCAAUAAUAAUGAAAAAUUUGUGGUUCUUAUCUGAGCUUCUUCCUUCACAUUUUAGCAAAUAGUGAAUCUGCCACUCCAGAAAUCCCACUGGGUGGAGGUUUUGAGAGGAUGUACUUACAGCCAGAUCUGGUUUUUUUUAUACAAGGUUAUAUUAUGUAGUUCAUUAGAACCUGAGAAGUCCCUGAAGCACAGGAUUGUUAUGAUGAGAUGAUGCAUUAGCUGGCAAUGGGAUGGAUAUAGUUACCAAUGUCCUGAAACACUGCUGUGGAUGCUCAUUAGUGUGCCUUUAGCAGGCUGACAUGAAUCACCUUGUAGUAGUUGCCUCUGAACUCCCAUAGUUAUUGUUUUCUUGUAUCUCUAGCACCCUCACAUUUCAAUAAAUAUCUUGAACUACCAACUUAAAGAACAGCAUUUGAAAUAUGUGUGAAGUCAAUCCUGCUUUGAUAAUGGCACAUUGUAUUGAAAGGGACUGUUCAACUCAAGUUAAUGGGUCCAUGUUUUGGAGGCUGUCGGAGUCCAGGGAGUCCAGGACAUCCCUCUGGCCACCCUGGAGGGUUUGGAGACCGGACAGGGGGGUCUGGGAUCUGUACAAGGGGCUCAGCCAGCCUCACACAGAGCCCAGGAAGACACUGCUUCUGACCCCUGGCCAUGGGAGUGAAUGCCCACAUUGUAUGAAGAAUCACAAGGUGAGAAAAUUCAAAAUAAGUAGCAUUUAGUCUAUCAUAGAAUGUAAAUGUAGAAUCUAGGAUUCUCAGUAUAUAGGGUUGAAGAGGCAAGAUGGAGGAAUUGGGAUUGGCCCCUGUGCUCCUUGUUCUUGCUCUCGUCCCCCAUUUUCUGCUGAGUUGGAUCUCAAGGAUUGGUUUAGAGUAGAAAUGACAUGUUAGCAUAGUUAGUAAGUAUUGGUAUGAUUCUGUAAAUAAAAAGUACAUUUUGGAUGGUGGUUGGAUCAGGGGAAUGGUACAAAAGGUCCGGGACCCUCUGAUCUGCCCAGUCCGCCGCGUGUCCAGCUCUGCUGGGGAUGCCUUGCAGAGCUGAGAAAGAACUAAGAUAAGGUACCCUGCCAGGGAGGCCUGGCAGAGCUGAGAAAGAACUGAGAUAAUGAAGAAUAAACAGCCUUAGAAACAUGCACUGGCGGACUCAGCUUGUCGUCUCUACCUUCGGUGUGAAACACUUAGGGCAAAGACGAAAAACCUUAUUACCUUGGGGAACAGCAACCCCGAGGAAACUCCCAGGGAACAGCAACCCUGGGGAGAUCCUAUUACCUCGGGGAACAGCAACCCCGAGGAGAAUCUCAGGGAAUGAAGACCCCGAGAGAGGCAGCAAAACCCAAAGCUACAAUAUACCCCAUCAAGCCAGGACUAUCUGCUUUGCUGUCAGAAUCACCCAUAUCUCACCUGUCCACUCUAACAGAUCACUUGGUUUGUAUCAGUCUUUUCCAUAGGAAAUGACUCAUGCUCUGAAACACAGAUUUCUUUUUCCCCAGCCUGUGUGACGUUGUCUAAGGUGACUACCACUCCAGCCACAGAAACAAUGAGAGAACAGGGGCUCUGUCAAGAAAAAUGCUCACUGCUGCUGCUGCUGUUACUGUCACCUACCCAGAUAGGCUGCAGAUUUAUCAGGAGUGAAGGCAGCUGCUGAAGGUCCACAGGAAUGAAGUGUCCUUGGCAUUAAUUUGUUAGGACAGUUUGCUCUUUACAAGGGUACUUCCUGUUUAGUUUGCAUCGUGCUUAAUAUCCGAGGCUAGGUGAGGUAACCUGUUUGGAAAGAAAUACCAUUAGCAUAAUGACUGUUUUAUUAAAGCAAUGCUGUGAAGGCACAGUGUUGUCAUUUACAGACAAAUGAAAGAUGAGAUCUUUCUUGAGAUCUUUAUUACAUCAAAGAAAUCAACAUCGUCUUGUGUGUGGGUGCCACAACCCACACAGCUUCUAAUAUUUUGAAGGACUAAAGUCUAAAUAACAUACUUUGUUCAGGGAGGAGCAUGACAUGGGCUCCAAGUACCCAGUAAUGCAGUUAAAACACAGCAAUGCAUCAACAUUCUGGCUUUCUUGAUAUGAUUCCUUCUCUAGUCUUCAUUGCUGUAGUGAGUUGAGGUGGGUGAGUUACAGUUUAAAGGCCUUACAGAAGAAAAUGUUAUAAACAAGGUUUAAGCUGACACAAAUGCAUGAGACUGCACAAGUACUCAGAAGACACUAACUCAUCAAUGACUGGAUUUUCUAAAUAACUGGGAAAUUACUGUAAGGCAUCUUGGUGUUCUUCCUCACAAGUUUAUGUGUUUAAUUACACAGUAGAGUUU
Messenger RNA from Prinia subflava (tawny-flanked prinia), 7386 nucleotides. RefSeq names its product BAALC binder of MAP3K1 and KLF4 (gene BAALC). Bases 167 to 673 code for a protein of 168 amino acids. NCBI's taxonomy places the organism in Eukaryota, Metazoa, Chordata, Aves, Passeriformes, Cisticolidae. The record is from RefSeq and is a predicted model, not a curated record. The transcript is spliced from 3 exons. Gene Ontology annotation, cellular component: cytoplasm.